Molecule: messenger RNA, 930 nt
Organism: Aspergillus terreus NIH2624
Lineage: Eukaryota; Fungi; Ascomycota; Eurotiomycetes; Eurotiales; Aspergillaceae
Exons: 5
Coding region: 1-930 (309 amino acids)
Source: RefSeq, a predicted model, not a curated record
AUGUUAGUCGGUCGUAGCAAAUCGGUCUUCGUGGUGACCUUGAUUUUUCUUUGCAUUUCGCUCACUACUGUUGCUUUACGAUGCUAUGUACGAUUGAGGCUUGUCAGAAGAUUUGGGUGGGAUGAUGCACUGAUGGUGUUGGCAAUGGCCUUGAACAUCUGGUUCGCCACCUGCGGUCUUACGGGGUCAGUGGCAGGUAUCGGGAGAAGGCUGGACGACUUUAAUCGACCCCAAGAGAUUGAGAACGCUCUAUUGUGGUGGUGGCUUGGGCAGUCAGCCUAUGUUUGGGUGGUGACGAUCGCCAGGCUGUCUAUUGCAAUGCUCCUCCUUCGAAUCGCUAUUCGACGCCGCGACUCGGUUGUCACCUAUAUGGUUAUGGGCCUGACGGUGGCUGUUGGGCUCCCGUUCUGGCUUGUAUUGAUGCUGCAAUGCCAACCUGUGCGAGAGUUCUGGCAGCGGACUGGUGAUGGCUAUUGCAUCGAUACGGAAUACAUUCUCGACGUCGCAUAUCUCUACAGUGCGACCGCGUGUCUAUGCGAUUUUACACUCGGCCUCUAUCCUAUAUAUCUGAUUAGAAAUCUGCAGAUAAGCGGGCGGUCGAAGUGGGCAUUAGCCGGAAUCCUCGGACUUGGAUGUGUUGCGAGCGCAGCCGUUGUUGUCCGCAUUCCUUUCCUCCCUAAUUAUAAGGAUACAGAUUUCCUUUUCCGUCUCAGUAACAACGACAGAAGCCAUGGCUCUCAAGUUGCUUUAGACUCCAGCUGGCCGGGGAACUGGCGAUCAGAUUUUGGACCAGAAGGUGCACAGUUCGUCUCUGCUACAGUCACGACCCCGAAUGCUCGAGCGAGAAGGCACGAAGAGGAAGGUCUGGAAGAAGGCGAAGUAAUCAGUGACCGCAUAAACGUCCAGCGAACUUUCGACAUCUCUAGGUAG